This is a messenger RNA of Aspergillus pseudotamarii, 1725 nucleotides long. RefSeq names its product glycoside hydrolase family 76 protein. The record is from RefSeq and is a predicted model, not a curated record. NCBI's taxonomy places the organism in Eukaryota, Fungi, Ascomycota, Eurotiomycetes, Eurotiales, Aspergillaceae. Gene Ontology annotation, biological process: carbohydrate catabolic process; fungal-type cell wall biogenesis. The coding region runs from base 286 to 1662 and encodes 458 amino acids. Gene Ontology annotation, molecular function: mannan endo-1,6-alpha-mannosidase activity. The transcript is spliced from 4 exons.
GCAGCGAUCCCAUUGGCCGAAGCGACUGUGGCGUGGAUGUCUUGGCGGAUACUGUCGUCUCUUGGCGUUUCACUGCCAAAACUUCCCUCUUUCUGUUUUUCUCCCCCCCGCCCCUUUAAAAUUCCACCACAUAAUAAUAAUGUCGUUCCCGUCGCCCCUGGGAAAAAAUAAAGCUCCGUUAUACCAGCCCUUCCCAUUGCUGGAGGUAACGAGGGCGACUAAACCAGAAUUAAGCAUAAAUCAGUGCAUAAUACAUACUUACCACACACCACCCCCAACCCCCCCAUGCGCGGACUAAGUUGGCAGCAGCUCGGUGGAGCUGUCCUGCUCCUUCUUCAGGGGCAAGUGGCCCUCUCGGCGCUCAGCGUGCAGGUGAAUAGUAAGGAUUCGUUGGCCAAUGCGGGGAAGCAGAUCGCCGAUCCUAUGAUGGACUUCUAUGCCCAAAAUCAGACGGAAGGCAUUCCCGGCAAGCUCACCGAUACCUGGUACAUUGCUGGUGCCAUGUUCAUGACCUUGAUUCAGUACUGGGCCACCUCGGGCGUCGAUCAAUACAACAAGGUUGUGUCACAUGAUCUUAUGUUCCAGUCGGGUGAGAAUUAUGAUUACUUCUCGGCGAACUAUAGUCAAUGGCUGGGAAAUGAUGACCAAAUGUUCUGGGGUCUGGCCAGUAUCACCGCGUCCGAGACCGGGUUCCCUGAAAUCUCGGGUAAACCUACCUGGACCUCCCUGGCUCGGACCGUUUUCAAUAUGCAGGUCGAGCGGUGGGACGAGACCGCUUGCAAUGGUGGUCUGCGUUGGCAGAUCUGGCCCUACCAGGCGGGUUAUACCAUGAAGAACUCUAUUUCUAAUGGUGGUCUUUUCGAGUUGUCCGCUCGUCUAGCCCGGUUCACCAAGAAUGAAACCUACGCAGAGUGGGCAGAGAAGAUCUGGGAUUGGUCGGCAAGCUCACCUCUCAUCCGCACCGAGACCUGGUACGUGGCCGACUCGACACAAAAUGAGAACAACUGCAAAGACUCUGGCAACAACCAAUGGACGUAUAACUACGGAACCUUCUUGUCCGGUGCCGCCUUCAUGUACAACUAUACCAAUGGUGACGAGAAGUGGUUGAAGCGCGUCAAUGGCUUGUUAGAAAGCACCUUUGGCACGUUCUUCCCGUCCAACUACGGCGGUAACGUGCUGUCGGAGGUGGCCUGUGAGCCCAUCUUGAGCUGCGAUCGGAACCAAUUGGGUUUCAAGGGAUAUACGGCUAUGUGGCUGGCCCAUACCGCCAUUCUCGUUCCCUCUACCGCGGACCGAAUCACUCCCAAGCUGCAAGGCUCCGCAGAAGCAAUCGCAAAGCAGUGCUCGGGUGAGUCCGAGAAUCUCUGUGGUGUAACAUGGGGCAAACCCACUUGGGACGGUGUAAAGGGCCUGGAAGUUCAGAUGGCCGCACUAGCGGGACUUACUUCCAACCUGAUGCUCUUGGAGAGCAAAUCGCCACAGACCAUCGACACAAAUCCCGACGCCGGGGAACAUCAUAUCGAUAAUAACGAGAAUAGCAGCAAAGACCCCACCAAGUCGAAGCCGAUUGAGACAGCGGAUCGGGCCGGAGCCUGGAUCUUGACGGUCAUGAUCGCCGCCGGUGCGAUAGGCGCCGUAGGGUGGUUAAUCAAGACGCAAUAAGGGAUGCGGGUUGGUUUUCAUUUUCAUGUACAGAUCGUCGCGCCCCAACUGGUCAGGUGGGAC